Columba livia (rock pigeon) is the source of this 2928-nucleotide messenger RNA. RefSeq lists its product as uncharacterized. NCBI's taxonomy places the organism in Eukaryota, Metazoa, Chordata, Aves, Columbiformes, Columbidae. The coding region runs from base 41 to 1906 and encodes 621 amino acids. The record is from RefSeq and is a predicted model, not a curated record. Gene Ontology annotation, cellular component: cytoplasm. The transcript has 2 exons.
GGGCCGCCACUGACCGCCCGGCGCGCCGGCGGAGUGGCCAAUGGGGGGGCCGAGCGGCUCCGCGGCCGGGCGGCCCGGCCGGUCUGGCGCCGCCAUGAAGGAGCCGGCGGCGGCGGCCGAGGAGGAGCUGCUGCGGGACUACCUGGCCUACUAUGCGGCCCAGGGGGCGGGGGGGACGCUGGCGGUGUGCGACGAGGCCUCCCUGAAGGCGAGGGCGCGCCGGCUGCUGGGCCCGCGGCGGCGCGGCGCCCUGGACGUGUGCGGCCUGGCGGAGCAGUGCCGGCGGCACCGGGGCGAGCGGGGCGGCGACGUCCUCCGGGCCCUGCUGAAGGCGCUGGAGGUGCUGGAGCUGCUCUGCAUCAACCUGCUCCUCUCCCCCUGGCGGAAAGAGAUCAGGUCGCUGAAGACAUUCACCGGUAAUUUUGUCUACUAUAUUCAAUCUGUGCUCCCAGAUGACAUUGUAAAAACAGUACUGGAGAAAAUAGGUUACAUUGCAACAACAGCAACGGAGUUUUCACUUGUCAAACAGAGAAACAAUGAGGAAACAAAGCAGACUGCAUUUGAAAUAUUCCUGGCAAGAAACGAGUGUGAAACCAUCCUUGAAAUGACAAAUGAAGAAAAACAUGGCAAUUUGGAGAAGGCUCUACAGAAGAGAACACAAACGCACCAGCAUCAUGGAGAUAAGGACAAAGAGGAUCAGACAACCCAGAGAGAAGAUGCUGAAAAUAUAGAAAAUAAAGAAAACAGUGAGACGUCUUUGUGCCUUACUACUCAACAGAAAUCCUCAACUAAGAGCAAUAUAUCCUUUGAAGCUGCUGGGAAUCUGAAGAUCAAAGAUGACGUGCCUCAGUUAGCAGUUGCUCAAUCCGCUAACAGGCUUCAGGAACACCAAAGGCAAGUCAUUAACACUGCACAUUUUCCGGGCAAAUGCUCAGACAGUGAGGACUUCUUGAUCAAAUAUAGUGACAUUGUCAUAAGACAAACCCCUAUUUUCAAUGAGAAUCUUUCUCCAAAAGCUUUUGAAAAAAAGCCAAGAGCCAGUCUAAGUGAAGAAUGUGUUUUGGCAGUCACUGCAGAGUCAACUGCAAAUGAGCUGAGGCCUGUGCCACUCUCACCAGGAGCAAGCGGUCCGCCAGCAUUUGCAAUAUUUGCUGACAGCUCUUGUGACAUCAAAAACACUUCGGAGUACAAAGCUCAAGAAGUCCCUGAAGAAUCAAUUGAAGCAGAAAUUAAUGAUGCCAUAAAUUGCAUAGACCUGGAUCCUGCAGAUGAACCCAAUGAGCUGAAGUCUCUGCCAUACGAGGACGUUGCACCUGUCCAAAACUGCAGUGUCCCCAGGGAAGAUGAAGUUUGUGAGCUGUCUUUAACCUUCACAAAACUACAAAUCAAGGACACUGAAGAAGACCUUAGGUAUCCAGUAGAGGAAACUGGUCAGCCUGAGUCAGUAUCAUGUGCAAGUGACAGGAAUGUACCAGAAUUUAAUAAUUUCAAAACAAAAUGUACACAUCUGACUAAAGCUCAGAUGCACAACAGAGCAGCGGCACAUAUUGAGCCAUCUUCACAUCUAUGCUGCACACCUGAGAAUACAGAGGAUCCCACUACUGGUUCUGACAGCAAGAGGCUGCUUAUGGAUACUGCUAAUGCACAUACAGCUGCUGAGUGCUUCAGACACAUUCGAGAGCCCCCUAACCUCACCUACAUUCCACCACAAAGUAUUGAUGUUCGGGCUUCAUGCAUCAGAAGGAUCGGUGCACAGGGCAGAAGGAACCUCUUGCAGCCUGAACAUGACUCUCCUGAAUCCAGUCAAGUAAAGCUGGAGAACUAUGAUUCAAAAGCAAAUGAAAUCCAGGAGCCUUAUGUUAUUAUUGACAAAACUGACCAAGGAAUGUUAUGCCGUUACACUUGACUGCACCAGUGUUUUAUUUGUAAUUUGUCUGGGUUUUUUCCUCUUGCUUGUGGCCUUGAUCCUCUUUUCAAACAGAUGAUUGGCUUUCUAAGCAGUUUAAAAAAACAAAACCAAACAAAACAAAACCAAAAAACACCACCAGUUUUGCACAGCAAAAAGGGGAAGUAGUUGAGCAAAUUCUUAAUGGCCCCUUCUCAUCUGGAACCUUUGGCACUGAAAACUGAAUGGUCAUCUUUCUAAAGCAUAGGCAACUUCCAUAAAUGUAAGUGCAUUUAAUUCAUUAGCAAGACUCCUUCUGGCAGUACUUCAUGUGAGCCAGGUUUCUUCAGUUAAGCAUGCUUCUACUUCCCUCCCCUCCCCCUUUUUUUUUGCUUUACAGACCUAUUCCUGGAGUAUUCUUCAAGUAUGGCAUGCUACACAAUGGCAGAAACAGGUGAAUAUUUCUAAACUGGAAGACCCAAUUUUAUAGCUUGACAAGUGCUAUACUGGAGUGUACUUCUGUUAACUCCUCACAUUCCUAUGAAGCUGUGCUCUGAGCUAAUCUUUCUCGUGUUUUCAGUUGAAAAUAAGUUUAGAAAGUUUUAUAACAUUCCUUUACGUUUAAAGAAGGAAAUGGCCCUGUGAACACUUUUAUUUUUAUUUUUGCUACUGCUACCAGCAGCAGAAGAAGGUGGGCUUUUAUUUACCAAGCUGUCAAUUGCUCAGAGACUGUCUGGUCAUCCGUCUGCUGGUGGGAUGUGGCCAGUUACUGUCAUUGCAUCACUUUUUCCCCCUUGCUCUUCACUUAUUAAACCUCUAUAUUGACCCAAAAGCUCUCUGCAUUUUGCUCUUACCAUUCUCCCCUGCCCUGGUGGGGAAGGGGGCAGCAAGCAGCUCUGUAGGAGUGCAGCUGCUGCCUGGGUCAACCUACCACAGCCUCCUUGCUCUUCAAGUACCCAUCUGUUCUUCCUAACCAUUUUGGUUUUUAUAAGCUGUAUUUUUCCCCCUGUGGGGGUUAUUAAAAUUAUGUGGUUUAAAACUCA